UCGGUGCCGCCGUCGCUGAAAAUGUCCAUCGAGGCUCGAGUUACACUACGCCCCAUCUUUAAGCCCCAGUCAGUGCGCCGUUAACCGCAGGACAACAGAGGAUAGGAUAGGAUACUGGCCGCCGGGAAAGCAAAGGCUCCACACCCAUGCCUUGAAAAAGGAAAGAAAUUGCUGUUAAUGGGGAGAAAUCACAUUCACAUGGAGUGAGUAAAAAUGAUAGAAACCAUGGAUACGCAGCGUGCCUUGCAGGCUGUGGAGCGUCUCCAGGCCAAACUGAAGGAGCGGGGGGAGGUGCCCACUGAGGAGAAGCUCAGCCUGCUCAAAUCAGUGCUCCAGAGUCCCCUCUUCCACCAGAUCCUUGCCUUGCAGAAGUCUGUCCAGCAUGUCAGAGACCAGGGGAGUGUCCCAGUGUCACGUGGGAGCGACUUUAGCGAUCACGUAGCAGAAGUCAAGCCCAAUGGCGGCCAUGUUUCCUACUCAGACAUAUCAGCUUCUACACUCAUCAAUGGCAAGACAGCAUCUGAAGAAUUUGAGCACCUUAUUCACACCAUGGCACAGGGGCGCUACGUAACACACAUGGACCUGCAGAAGCCAGAGUCAGGAGGUCUUGGCUUCAGCGUGGUGGGCCUAAAGAGCGAGAACCGCGGAGAGCUCGGCAUCUUCAUCCAGGAAAUUCAACCUGGAAGUGUGGCUGACUGUGAUGGGAAGCUCAAAGAAGCUGACCAGAUCUUAGCCAUCAAUGGCCAGCCCCUGGACCAGACAGUGACCCACCAGCAGGCUAUAGGUAUCCUGCAGAGUGCUUCAGAGAGGGUGCAGCUCACGGUUGCACGAGGACCAAUACCUCAACUGACCAGUCCCGCGGUGUCCCGCACGCCCUCUGCUGCCAGUACACUGUCAGCCAACUCCAGCGCGUGGCAGCACGUGGAAACAAUUGAGCUGGUCAACGACGGCACCGGUCUUGGCUUCGGUAUUGUGGGAGGAAAGACUACCGGGGUUAUCGUCAAAACCAUCCUUCCUGGAGGCAUAGCUGAUCAGGAUGGCCGCCUGCGUAGUGGGGACCACAUCCUCAGAAUUGGAGACACUGACCUGUACGGCAUGGGCAGUGAACAGGUGGCCCAGGUCCUCAGGCAGUGCGGCAACAGGGUGAAGCUGGUGGUUACCAGGGGUCCUGUGGAUGAGAAUCCCACCCUCUCUGCUGUCAUGCCUGUGGUGCUCCCCACUGUCAAUGAACAGGGCUAUGAGGAAGAAGAGGAUGACGCAUUUGAUGUGAGCCUUACCAAGAACACGCAGGGACUGGGGAUCACUAUUGCUGGCUAUGUUGGAGAUAGAAAUGCAGAGCCCUCUGGCAUUUUUGUUAAGAGCAUAACAAAAGGCAGUGCCGUAGAUCAAGAUGGCCGAAUUCAUGUUGGAGACCAGAUAAUAGCUGUUGAUGGCGUUAACAUCCAGGGAUACACCAAUCAGCAGGCAGUGGAAGUGCUCAGACACACGAGCCAGACAGUCCACCUUAAGCUGAUCCGGCGGGACUUCAGGCCUGAUGAGAUUCCCCCUGCAGUGGCCCCUGGCGUCAGCGCCCUGUCCCCUCGCACCACCAUCCCCACCACCGCCGUUGUCAUGAUGGAGCUGGAGAGAAAGAAGUCUGAGGAGGCUGCUGAAGUCACCACAGAUGAAAAGCCACUCCAGACAAAGAGUGAAGGAUCUGAUGUCAGCCCAGCAACGGCUCAGCUAACAGAAGACACACAUGGGAUAAAGCUAACACCCUUUGAAGAGGAAGAACUAAUGAAGAAGUGGCUCGAGAUUCUGGGUCCAAGUAAUGAAGUUGUAGUGGCCCAGGUGGAGAAGUUUAGUGAGAACAGCGGCCUGGGUAUCAGUUUAGAAGCCAACAGUGGGCACCAUUACAUCCGCUCUGUCCUACCUGAGGGACCCGUAGGUUGCUGUGGCAAGCUGUUCAGUGGAGAUGAACUGCUUGAGGUCAAUGGUAUAUCCCUGAUUGGUGAAAGCCACAAGGAAGUAGUCAGGAUCUUGAAGGAGCUUCCACUCUGUGUAUACAUGACGUGCUGUAGGCCCGCCCCUUACCUGCAGACUAUUAUGGAUGCUGUCCAACCCAAAUCAGAGACUUUGUCCACAACGUCUAUACUAAAGAAACAAAUAGACCUGAGCAGCGUUCUGGUUGCUGAAGACUCAGAGGUGAAGGCAGUGGCUGAGGAUAAUGUGACACAGGAGGUGAUAGGAUCUCCUUUGGCUAUGUGGGAGUUGGAGAUCCAGAAUAUCGAGCUUGAAAAGGGAGAAGGGGGAUUGGGAUUCAGCAUUCUGGACUACCAGGACCCACUGGACCCUGCCAAGACGGUGAUCGUGAUUCGCUCUCUGGUUCCCUGCGGUGUGGCCGAGCAGGAUGGCAGACUGUUGCCAGGAGACCGACUCAUGUAUGUCAACACCACCAACCUGGAGAACGCCAGUCUGGAGGAUGCUGUCCAGGCCCUGAAGGGAGCCGACCUCGGCAAGGUCCAGAUAGGAGUAGCCAAACCACUGCCUGGAAUAUGUGGAUAUUCCCACUCUCCACACCCAUAUGGUGAGCAGGAAAUUACUUCAUCAUCCAUCAUCCAUUCAUUUGACUUCAACAAUAUUUUGGUUGAAGAAGGAGAGGAAGAAGGACUGACUGAGGGCAUCGUUUACCGAGCAGAGCCUGCAUUGAUUGACACCAGCGAAGCAGACCUGUCUGAUGAAAAGUUGUUAGAUCACACUUACUCUGGGAUGGAGGACGACACUUUCCAGGCGUCCCUGAUUGCUCUUCAUGGUAGCAGCUGUAGCGCAGACCUGGAUUACCUGCACGCAUCUACGCCCAAGCUGACAGCUCGUCUGGACUUGUUGGAUGAGCAUCCCUGCUUUGCAACGCCAUCCGGCCUUGUAGACAACACUCAAGCGUUCUCCCCGGAGAAGUCUGCCUCUUUCUCUCCUCCGAGUUUGAGAGGUCAUGGUCCGACUUUUAAUGCCAUACUAAGCAGUUCUGAUCAGUUUCUGGCACGGCACACGACCAAAGAGGAACCUGUGGAGUGCUCAAACUCAUACAGCCCGUUUGCUGAAAUAGGGACCAGAUCGUCUGUCCCAGAUGAACCUGUGGAGUCUCUUCCCUAUCAGGAGCCCAUCAUGGCUUUUGAAGACAUUAAAGAUAUAAAGAGGUUCAUUAAGGACGAGGAGCCUGGUGGGAAAGAAUCAGCAGAAGACGGUGAAGAAGAAGUACUGACCUCAGGGAGCAAUUUUGAAAGGACUAUCACAGUCGUCAAGGGCAACUCCAGCCUUGGGAUGACCGUGAGCGCCUUGAAAGAUGGUCUGGGAAUGCUGAUCCGCAGUAUUAUUACCGGUGGGUCCAUCAGCAGGGACGGACGGCUGGGCGUUGGCGAUCUCAUCCUCGCCAUAAACGGGGAGCUUACAGCCAACCUGACCAAUGCUCAGGCCCGCGCCAUGCUCAGACGACACUCUCUCAUUGGACCAGACAUGGGAUCUGCUUGUGCACCUGAGGAAGAUCUGUGCCCAUUUUAUGUCAUAACAUAUGUUCCAGCAGAGUAUCUGGAGGAGUACAAGGCCAGCCUAGAGCAGGCUAAAGAUGAUGUCUUUUCUGAACCGGCUCCAGUCCUAGUUCCAGAUCCAAAAGAAAUUCCUAACCUCCCUGAACGGGAAGAUGGAGAGGGAGAGGAGAAUGCCUCUUACAAGAACUGGAACCAACCUAGAAAGGUGGAGCUCUUUCGAGCGCCAGGCAAGUCCCUGGGUAUCAGUAUCGUCGGUGGCCGAGGGAUGGGCAGCCGGCUGAACAACGGUGAGGUGAUGAGAGGCAUUUUUAUCAAGCACAUCCUGGAGGACAGUCCUGCUGGACAGAAUGGGACCCUAAAGACCGGAGACAGAAUCGUAGAGGUGGAUGGAGCAGAUCUAAGAGAUGCCAGUCAUGAGGAGGCAGUGGAGGCCAUUCGCAGGGCAGGCAACACUGUCUCUUUCUUGGUGCAGAGUAUUAUCCACAGGCCCAGGUCAUCGGUAACAGACUCCAGUGAGGAGAGAGCUGCAGCUAUGACAAGGGACAACAAGGACAAGGAGGGUUACAGUCACAGUAGACUUUUCCGCCUCUCCCCAAUUAACCCUUUCACUCCUACCCCGUUUAAGCUGGCGAAGCGUGAAGAGGCGAAGACAUCUCCCACUAGCGCUGUCCUCCUGCCAGUGGUGCCCCAUGUGGGAGAGACCGAUACGGACACGCUGACGGAGACUCCUGGCAGACCUGCUGAGACGGAGGAGGAGGAGGAGGUGGUGGAGGAUGAGUUUGGAUACAGCUGGAAUAACAUAAUCCAGCGCUAUGGCAGCCUCCCCGGUGUCAUACACAUGAUCGAGCUGGAGAAAGGCAAGGCAGGCCUGGGCCUCAGCCUGGCGGGGAACAGGGACCGCUCUCGCAUGAGUGUGUUUGUGGUGGGAAUAGACCCCAACGGGGCAGCUGGCCUGGACAAACGGAUGGUAGUAGGGGAUGAGCUGCUGGAGAUCAAUGGGCAAAUCCUUUAUGGCCACAGUCACCAGAAUGCAUCCUCCAUAAUCAAGAGCUCUCCCUCCAAAGUCAAAAUCAUCUUUGUCAGGAACACGGAGGCGCUGAACCAGAUGGCUGUGGGACCUGUGAGAGAACACGAAGGAGACAAAGCGGAGCCCCACACUGAGCUAGAAACAACUGCUGCUAACGGGGAUGCCCAUACUUCAAAAUAUGAGCAUCACGUCAUAAAGCUGAAGGAGGACGGAGGACUUGGCAUCACCUUCGUGGAGGGAAACACUGAGAGUGGGAUUGAGAUUCAGAGUAUAUCUGAAGGGAAAGGGCACACAGGCAAAGAGGGCUGCAUGAAACCAGGGGACAAACUCUUAGCUGUGAAUGGGGAAUCUGUGCUAGGCUACACUGUGGAAGAGGUCAGUUCUCUACUGAGAAAAGCCAAAGGUCCAGUGAAGGUAGCCUUCUCCACAAAUGAGACCCCCUCCUCAUUGUACUCCCUCCAGUCAACCUGCCAGGACAGUGAUCGCUCGCCUGAUGUCAUUGUCAGCCUACCCAGCAUGCUUAGUGCCGCCACGACUACCCUGAGUCAACAGGAGGCAGAGGCGGCCCCUAGUCUGAGUCGCUCUUCCACCCCUUCAACUCUGGCCUGUGACCCAGCAACCUGUCCCAUCAUCCCCGGCUGUGAGACCACCAUCGACAUCUCCAAGGGUCGCACAGGCCUGGGCCUUAGCAUCGUGGGAGGCUGUGACACCUUGCUGGGCGCCAUCAUUAUCCAUGAAGUUUAUGAAGAAGGGGCAGCCUCCAAAGAUGGCAGGCUUUGGGCAGGAGACCAAAUCCUAGAGGUGAACGGCAUCGACCUGCGUGCAGCCAGUCACGAUGAAGCCAUCAACGUGCUGCGGCAGACCCCCCAGAGAGUCCGGCUGGUGGUCUACAGGGACGAGGCCCAGUACAAGGAGGAAGACCUGUGGGACUCCUUCACUGUGGAGCUCCACAAGAGGCCUGGCCAGGGCCUGGGCCUGAGCAUCGUAGGGAGGAGAUCACGGGACGAGAGGAAUGACACAGGAGUGUUUGUGUCCGACAUUGUGAAAGGAGGUUUGGUGGACACUGACGGCCGACUGAUGCAGGGCGACCAGAUCCUGUCGGUCAACGGGGAGGACGUCAGGGCGACCACUCAGGAGGCCGUAGCUACACUGCUCAAGUGCUGCGUGGGGCCUCUAGUAAUGGAAGUAGGGAGGUUUAAGGCAGGCCCUUUCCACUCAGAAAGAAGGCUGUCUCAAUGUAGUCAGAUGAGUGAAACAGGCAGCACCAAGGUGGCCUCGCAGUCAUGUUCAGAUUUUGGCAACAUUCCCAGUGACUCUGACAAACGAAGCAGGACUCCAGAUUCUCCAGAGCAUCAAGACACCAGAACAGUUGAGUUCACUAAAGGCGCUAGUGAUUCUCUGGGUAUCAGUAUAGCAGGGGGCGUGGGCAGCCCUCUGGGUGACAUUCCCAUCUUUAUCGCAAUGAUGAAUCCUGUCGGCCUGGCUGCUCAGACCCAGAAGCUCAAGAUUGGGGACCGCCUCGUCAGUAUCUGUGGAGCUUCUGCUGAAGGAAUGACCCACUCACAGGCCGUCACGCUGCUCAAGAACGCCACAGGCACCAUACAGCUGCAGGUGGUAACGGGUGGUGACACCACGGUGACGGGUCCCUCUCAGGAGCAGGAAGCUGCAGGUCUCACACCCAGCUGCAUCUUCCAGGAUGACCUCGGCCCACCUCAGUAUAAGACCAUCAAUCUUGAAAGAGGACCAGACGGACUGGGUUUCAGUAUAGUCGGAGGGUACGGCAGCCCCCAUGGAGACUUACCGAUCUAUGUUAAAACUGUUUUUGGAAAGGGGGCAGCAGCGGAGGACGGCCGCCUGAAGCGAGGAGACCAGAUAAUGGCCGUUAACGGGCAGACUCUGGAGGGCGUCACUCAUGAAGAAGCUGUUGGAAUCCUGAAAAGGACCAAAGGAACGGUCACACUCACAGUGCUGUCAUAGACUCACAAUUGCGCACACACACACGCACACACACACACACACACACACACACACACACACUUGCUACCACCUACAGGUGCCCGAAAACACACACACCAUCUUACUUUGCUACACUUCCUAUCACAGCCACAGUGUAUAAAGACUGAAACUUUGACAUAGCGUCACAGCUUGCGGGUGUGAUAUCAUGUCUAACAGUAGGAGAACUCAAUCUAGCAUUAUUUUACAACUAGACGAUUGUGUUGAAAUCACCAGCUGUUCAUCUGUGAAAAUAUGCACACUGUCAUAGGAACAACCAUACACUCAUAAUUAUGAAGGAGCCUACUGUUUAAUGUAGCUUUGAACACUGUGACCCACGUAAGUCUACGGCAAGUAGACGUACUGCAUGUACUGUAUAGUCAUGAUAAGAGCUUUUUAAUCACUGAAACAGUCCUGCAAAGUAGUAUGUUAAGUGGAUAUAUGAAUUCAUAAAUAGUUAGCAAUACAGUUUCAAUGAAGAUAUUAUAUGAAUCUUAAAGAGGACGUAGAUAGAAAUUAGAAUCCUGGCUCAACUUGUGGCUGUGGUUCAAGUUUUUUUUGUUGCCGUUUCCUGCAUUGAAAUAAAUGCAUUGGCAGAUCAUUAUUUUCAGGAGUAUUUUACAACAGAGAGCACCCUAGGGCAACAUCAGAAUAGGCCUAUUCUUCAAGGUUCUUAACAGUCUGGGGUCUACUUAUAGAGAUGACCCCCCCCCCCAGUAAAUUCAGAGCAUGAAGCAGCAUGAAAACGGCCUUGAGGCAGUUAACAGAUUAGCAGAAUUAAGCUAAUGGUUGCAUUAGCUGAUAACAGCAGUAUUUGUCUUUGACAUUGCACUGCUGUUGGCCACUAACCAUGCUGAUUAUCCUGAAAGGCCGAUGCAGCUCCAACUGGUGUUAAUCAACUUAUAAAGUCACGGUUCUUUUAGCAAAAAUGGUCAAUAGAGCAUUUUGUAAGUCUCAUAUUGUAAACACACAAAGAUGUGACACUAAGAAGUGUGGUUUGAGUGCACAUUUGGCUAGAUGAGGAAUUGUGAUUGUGUGUGUGUGACCUACUCACUGAAAUAUAGUGCUGCUAAAGCCAAUAUAUAAGGUAUUAUGUCAGUAUUUGGAUUUUUUUUUUUUUUUUUUAAGUAUUAUGUAACCACUUCAUGAAAGUGCACAGAAAAGCACCAGCUAUCUAGGUUGAGUGGAUGAUGGUUUCUUCCAAAGUUUUUAAAUUGUUAUAUAUACAAUGGACUAAAGCUCAUUCUGAACUUAUUGUUUAUCCAAAAUAAAGUCAACUAGUGUGUACUUCCUAAAGUCCUACGGCAUGUUUUGUGUGGGCUAGUCUAUGAGAAAUGUGUCUGUUCUCUAGCACUGUCAAUGUGACAGUAUCAAAGUUAUUCACACUGAAUUAAAUAAAAGUGACCUUUGGAUUCA
This is a messenger RNA of Etheostoma spectabile (orangethroat darter), 7956 nucleotides long. It is a transcript of the gene mpdz, whose product is annotated as multiple PDZ domain crumbs cell polarity complex component. Gene Ontology annotation, cellular component: bicellular tight junction; cytoplasm; plasma membrane. NCBI's taxonomy places the organism in Eukaryota, Metazoa, Chordata, Actinopteri, Perciformes, Percidae. The transcript has 49 exons. Gene Ontology annotation, biological process: tight junction assembly. Gene Ontology annotation, molecular function: protein binding. Bases 214 to 6525 code for a protein of 2103 amino acids. The record is from RefSeq and is a predicted model, not a curated record.